Molecule: messenger RNA, 2470 nt
Organism: Penaeus chinensis
Lineage: Eukaryota; Metazoa; Arthropoda; Malacostraca; Decapoda; Penaeidae
Product: acid-sensing ion channel 2-like
Exons: 5
Coding region: 116-787 (223 amino acids)
Biological process (GO): sodium ion transmembrane transport
Cellular component (GO): membrane
Molecular function (GO): ligand-gated sodium channel activity
Source: RefSeq, a predicted model, not a curated record
GCGUGAGACAGCCGCAGCUCCAGAAUUUGUUAACUUGUUAAAUACUGUUAAGAAACGAACUUAAAUAAUUACGACGGUCACGUAACAGACAAAUUCAAUUCUCCGGUUCACCGUAAUGCUAAAGUCUUCACAGGCAGUCGCCGUCCAUAACCCUCUGGUCCCCGUCACUCAAGCCAUAGAAAACGGAUUCAACUGUAUGCAGAAACUCACGAAGAACAAGAAGAAACUGGGAUGCCACCGCCUGAUACUCGUUGCCUUUCAGAAAAUCAAGUUGAUCAACCGACAAGACCACGAGUGUUCGCCGCACCCGCUAUACAACACGGAGGCAUGCCGCUCUACCUGCCUUCAUAAGCACGUUGUUCACCGUCACGGCUGCAAGCUACCAUACAUGAACGUGGAAGGCCCCGAAUGCCGAACGCCCGAGAAGGUGAAGGCCGUCGAGGAAAGCAUGAGGUACCUCUUCUUCAACGGGCAUUUCAACUACACCCCCUGCGGCUGCGUCCCCGAGUGCUUCUCCUCCAUCUACCGCCAGAACACCGACACCACGUGGAACACCAACAGGAACGCGAUUAUGAAGGUAUAUUUCGCAGGAACUGAGUACGAGGAGGUGGUGGAGUCGUACUCCUUUUCCUCCUCAAACCUCGUGAGCCGAAUUGGAGGCUUCAUGGGCCUGCUUCUGGGAGCGUCCGUCCUCUCCCUCCUUCAGGCUGGGGAGCUGGUCCUCCAUAAGGCAAGGAGGAUACUGUACUGGGUCCUGUGCGCGGUUUUACGUUGCGAGGCAGAAUAGUAUUCAUUUCUUGUGAAGGUGUGAAUGUAUUUUGUAGAAAGGUAUGGAGGUGUAUCAAGUAAAGUCGGAAGCUUUGAAUUGAAGUCUUAGGAUGUGAAGAUAAUGUUAUGGUGAUCUAUGUAAUUGGUAAAUAAAACGUAGUUCCAGGAUGCUUAUAAUGGUUAUAGCAGGCAUGAUGUGAGGCUCAUGUCAAAUAUCUGAAAUGGUAUUAUUAUAUAAUAUAUGGACUUUUCUUAAUCUCUUCAUUUAUCUAAUUAUUCUGUACAACAGGUAGAAACUAUUUUAGUUAAGCUAUGGUAUUUUUAACAUCCUGGAAUGUUUAUUCUUCUUAUAAAUCUUUUUGUUGAAAUAUAAAAUUACGUGUGAAAAUAGAUGUGUAUGAUCAAGUACCAUAUGAAAUUGUUUUCUAUUUUCUGGCAUUUUUCAUUAAGAUAGAAUUUACUACAUCAGGUUCCUACUAUCAGAUAUUGUCACUUAUAAGGAAAAUGUGUUCCUGGUAUACAGGUGUUAUGCAUACUAAAGUAUUCAUCUAUUGCCAAUAUUUGUUCUAGCUUUUUUAGUUAUAUACAGUAUUCAGCAAUCUCACUACAUACCACACCUUAGUUUUUUGAAAUUUCUAUGCACAUUCUAUGAGGUCUGUAUAUAUUUUUCACAGUAAGUAGAUGACGUUUGUAUUUGUCAUUGUAUUUAACAUGUAUGUAUAUAUGCCUUUUCUUUAAUAUAUAUGGUAUAUUUUUCAUUAUAAAUUACAGUUUUCAAGGUAUGCAGUCAAAUGUAUAGAUUUUAAAAAUAAAAUCUAGUUAACAUUAGUUGUAGAAAUCUUAUGAACUAUUUAAAAUAAAAGGAAUUAAUCUUGUCAAAGCUUUGAUUUUUUUUAAUCACAAAGGAAAAAGGAAAGUCAUGAGUUCAGCACAUAAAUUUAUAUUUUUUUCACACCUUUUUAUUUACAUGGAUAACCUAGUCAUGUCUAAACGGGACAACAUAACGGAUGUGCACGAGGAUCAUGAUGAAACAGGUACCAAACAGUGUACAUAAUUUAUAAAAAUUUACAUUAUAUACAUCUAAAGAAUUGAGUAGCUGUGACUCAAUAUAAACUAAAUCAAAUAAAUACACUCUGAAACAAAUACAGUACAUCUGCCAUAUACACGAAAGAAACAGGCUAUCAGAGCUUUUGGAAUGGGCUAAUGCAUAAUCAGUACUAUGCCGUGACGCAACCCAGACAGGUAAUGAUGUACAAGUACUUAUCACCAUUCCUUUAAUCACUUCAUUAUCUUUUCACUUUUUCAAGGUUUGCCAUUCUGACACAAGCUGUUAUCUUGUCAACGGCAUUUUUUCUAUUUGAUCUUUGUCUUUAAAGCCCUUUAAUGUAAAUAGUUGAACUGCAAGCAAUAAAAAUUAUAUAUCUAUAUUCAAACAUAUAAAUGUGAAUCUUUGGUUAGAGAUGCCUCUCAGAAUGAGGCAAUGAUUAUAUUCAUAUAAAGUAUAGAUUAAAAAAGGAGAAUAAGAGAAAAAAAAAUAAAAACAUACAAAGAAAUGAGGUGCUCUAGUUGAUAGGUCAACUGUCAGGUUGUUCUUACAGCCUUGCAAUAUUCUUGUGCACAGGAAAAUGGUGUGCAAGGCAGUAAUUGGAUAACCACAAAGAAUGGAUCAGAGAGAAAAAAAAAAUUAUGAUACAGUUUAAAA